AUGUCGAGCUUCCGCAGUAUAGACGUCAAAGCACCACACAUCCAGCAGCUUCAGUACGAUAUACAGCUCGAGCUGGCCGCACGCGACUACUCUUCCCAAGAUGAUCCCGUCAUGGCAGAGUACAUUGUGGUGAUGCUCGCCAACCAAAAGACGCCUGAACAGAUCACCUCCGAGAUGAACGAUCUCAUCGGAGCAGAAUAUGACGCUGCUUUCACGGAUUGGAUCUGGAGCGCAACCCAAAACUGUCUCGACACUCAUGCUGCUUCUUCGACUGCUGCUCCAAGCAGCAGCUCUGUUGAUGCAUCCCUGCCAGCAUCACAUUCCACCACUAUCGAGCUAGGCCCCUCAUCCGAGUUGCCAGAACCUACACGCAACUUCCGUCAGAGGCGUAGCAGAUCGCCUCAGGCGGGGUCUGGAGCAGCAUCACGUGCCCGCGAGCAAAGAAGGAGCCGCUCGCCUACCGCUCGCCAUGCAAACGAUUACAGACACUCCGGGAGCAGGUCGCCACCAUCACGCCUAUCCACGCUUGACCGUCUAGACCGCAGACAGCGAGACUACAGCAGCAAUGAAGCGUGGCGAAAGUCGAUAUCGCUGCGAAGCAACGACGAACCGCCUUUUGACGGCGAAGCGUUUUGGCACUCGAAAGCCGAAGAGCGACGUAGAAACCCACCUCCACCGGUGAACAACAGGGCGGGCGGUGUAAGGGAAACGAGGAUUUUCAAUGCGGCAUACGGUCAAGCUGUUCGGAAUGGGAGCGGUAAAUCAGGGAGGGAACUGUUUCCCAAAACUGAAGACAACGAUGAACCUCUUCCACCGUACCAAGAGUCCGCCGGUCUCAGCAUCUUUGGCCGUGCGGGCGUCCCCGAUCCACGGGCAGCAGCAUUCGUCCCAUCCUCGGCAGCUAUGGAGACAGCAGAAGUUGCCGAAACUUCUUCCACCUUCGCCUUGAAUCCAACCGUGCAGUCGUCGACGUCCAUCUUUGCGCGCAUCGAUCCGAUGCUGCCCAACAACCAACCACUUCCAGCCGCCGUUCCUGAAGGCACGCUUCCCGCUCACUCUAGCGACUUUCCCACUCAGCCUACCGAGACGUCGAUCUGCCGAUGGAACGUGGGCUGCACCAACCCCAUGUGCCCAUACUCGCACGCCUCGCCCGCCAACGCUGGUCCCAAUGGCGACCCGAACGCGCUCGUGCUGAGCCAGCAGAAUUGUCGUUACGGCGCGCGGUGCAUCAACAAGGACUGCAUGCGAAGUCAUGUCAGCCCUGCCGUCGCAAAGAUUCAGGCUCGUUCUGCAGCGCCCGUGUCGUUCAACGCUGCCUCGACCGUGUCCACCGCACCCACCGCAACCACUGCAGCAGCAGCGGUGGCGCCUCCUACACUCUCAAUGGACGCCGCGCUUCCCAGCCACUCCGGGUCGAGACCGUGCCGGUUCGGCGCGGCGUGCACGCGUGCUGAUUGCUUCUUUUCGCAUCCUCCCACGCGCAGCAUUGCUCCGCCGAACAGUAUCGCGUCCGGCACACCGUGCAGGUUCGGCCUAGGCUGCACACGUCCCGACUGCUACUUUGUUCAUCCUCCCGGUCAGCGCGCUAGCGGUGGCGUGGCUACGUCGAACAGGCUGCAGGUAUUCGCACAGAAUGGAGGGGACGACGAGAUGGAGGUUGUCCUUCCUGGCGCAGGACAGGAGCUGGAGCGGGGACGGGAGAGGAGCGGGUCAGAGACGGUAAGGAGCGAGGCUAGUGUGACUACGCCUGCUGUGACGCUGAGUGCUUAA
Molecule: messenger RNA, 1770 nt
Organism: Sporisorium graminicola
Lineage: Eukaryota; Fungi; Basidiomycota; Ustilaginomycetes; Ustilaginales; Ustilaginaceae
Exons: 1
Coding region: 1-1770 (589 amino acids)
Biological process (GO): regulation of mRNA stability
Cellular component (GO): nucleus; cytoplasm
Molecular function (GO): poly(A) binding
Source: RefSeq, a predicted model, not a curated record